UACACACAUAAAUCCAAUUGGACAUUUUAAUUUGUUCUUGGCAUUUAUGAGUAUAAACAAAACAUCAAAAAAGAAAAUUUUGUGUGAAAAAUUAGAAAAAUAGUAACUAAGUUUGUGUAAAUAUAUUUCAAUAAGAUAGAAGAAAAUCUGGAGCUGCUACGGAAGAAGCGAAACCGUGGCAAAAUGAAGUUAGAAGCGGUGAACGGGAACCUAGUAUCGCUGACAGUGAAGGUACCACCAGCGGCUGAACCAGAUAUUCCAAUGGGCUCGGAGGAGGUGGAUGAAGAAACACACCCACAACCUACAUUAGCUUCCCAAGAGCAACAAAAGCGUACAAAAGAAGAUGGUUGCGGAGAAGAAGGGGAAAAAACAGUAGGUGGUGCCGGCAAGAAAAAAGGCACCAGAAAAAAACGCUCAACUAAUUGGGAGGAGGCUGAACGGUGCCUCUUGGUGGAAGUUAUAAAACCAAAAGUCGAAUAUGUUGAAAAUCGUAAUGUUGACGCCAAGAGCAUAAAGUCGAAACGCCUUGCCUGGAUGCAUAUCACUAAACAAUUCAACGUACUAAAUUUCCGACAUCGCUCUCUGGAACAAAUUCAGGUUCAAUGGCGAAGUAUGAAAAACACAGCAAAACGGGAAUACCAGCAAAAGACUCCAAAUGCUGGAACAUUAGAGGGCUUGUCCAUGGUAGAAUUCAUGGAGGAUAUGCAAAAGGAUGCAACCAAUUCACGCCCUCACGGACGUAGCAACGGCAUUAUAAUCAAGAAAGAGUUACUAAGUAUCGACGAUGAAGAUACGCCUCUAGCGGCCCUACCCACAACGACAACCACUAGUGAUGAGACCUUACAAGCAUCGACGCUUGCAUUACCUUCCCCACCACAAUCCGCUGAAUCGCAGCCAGAAGUAACAAUGAAGGAGCAGCCGCAACAGAACACAGCCAUACGCCAAAGAAAGAAGCCAAUACAAAAGAAAAAAUUGCAAAACAAUGACAAUGCCAGCACCGAUGGUGGCAGUAAAGCGAAAAAACAGCACCGUUUAAAUAUCACCCAAAACGACGCUGAACUACUCGCCAACAGCGAAAGUGAUGCUCAAACUUCCAGGGCGCUUUUGAGUGCAGAUGACAUAAUCUAUAAAAUUCUUCCAACCGAUGAAAAAUAUAAAAAACAAAUUUUCGACCUGAUAAAACGUUCGCAUCUGGCCGAAAUCGAGCAUGCUCGCAUCGAACAUGAGCAGAGACUCAGUUUCGAAACAAUACAUCAGGAACUGAAACUAAGUUAUUAUCGUAAAAAUGAAGAGUUGAAGCUGUGUCAAAUGCGCGAAGAGCACAAUGCACGAAUGCGUCAAAACGAACAGGAACACAAAGCUCGGAUGCGUGCGUAUGUGUUGAGUUCGCGUAAUACUCCUCCAAAAUGUACAAAAAAUAAAGUUGGUUGCGAAGUAUAUGAUAAAGUCGAUGAUAAUUCGAAUGCAUCCAAACCUACAUCCGAAGAUUAAAUAUAUAUUAAGAAGGCUAAAGUGAAAACAGUAUUUUAAAGAUUAGCACAAUAAUGUUAUGUUGUAGAAAAUUCAAAUAUUUUACUCCUGCAACACAGAUUUAACGCUGCCAUUCAAUUUACUAGUAUUGUUCUAAUUUUUACUAAUGAUUUUAUGUUUUACGGUCGAAUAUCCAUUUUAAAAACUAACUAGUAUACACUUGCAAAAUGGUUGUGUAAUUGAAAAUAGAUGGUGCAUGCAUUUGACCAUUGAAAUUGUCGAACAAGAAAAUACUCAACUAUUUUAUAAUUGAUCACGUGCUAUUAUAAGUUGAUUUUUAUGUAAAGUAAUUUUAGUUUAUGUUUACUUUUGUGCUCAUUACGACGAACAAUACCCUGCAACAUUCACACAACACGUCGGGUUGUUGUAGUAGGUGCUAAAGACAUCCCUGAAGCAAUCUGGGGUCCGUUUUGGUUACGUAGAAUCGACUGUCUUGGGAACGUCGGGUCUACGCAAGUGGUUGCAGAUUGAUUUACUAACGAUCAAGGCCUGUCGACAAGCCAGCAGCGAUCUUCUUACCGACAACUGUUUGGAGUUCGCUACAAAAACAAUUAUAACCAUAAGCCUUUAUUUUGGACAUAUAUUAUUAUUUGUAAUUACAAUUAGUUGUAACUUUUCUUUUUCCUCCUUUCUGUGCAAUAGCCGUCAGCUACAUUGAAUCUAAUGUUUAUUACAUUUUAUACCGAUAUUUAGACGCAUGAAAUUUUACACAAUAUUUAGUAAAAUUAGUCAUAAUGAGUUUGUCAUUAACUACAACAAUUGCAAAUAAAAUUUAAUAUUACUGAUAACAAUAUUUAAUAAAAAAUCAAAUAAAACAA
Bactrocera neohumeralis is the source of this 2348-nucleotide messenger RNA. RefSeq lists its product as uncharacterized. NCBI's taxonomy places the organism in Eukaryota, Metazoa, Arthropoda, Insecta, Diptera, Tephritidae. The record is from RefSeq and is a predicted model, not a curated record. The coding region runs from base 184 to 1491 and encodes 435 amino acids. The transcript is spliced from 4 exons.